Varanus komodoensis (Komodo dragon) is the source of this 1655-nucleotide messenger RNA. It is a transcript of the gene RAPSN, whose product is annotated as receptor associated protein of the synapse. Lineage: Eukaryota; Metazoa; Chordata; Lepidosauria; Squamata; Varanidae. The coding region runs from base 290 to 1552 and encodes 420 amino acids. Gene Ontology annotation, molecular function: acetylcholine receptor binding; protein-membrane adaptor activity. Gene Ontology annotation, cellular component: synapse. The transcript is spliced from 8 exons. Gene Ontology annotation, biological process: chemical synaptic transmission. The record is from RefSeq and is a predicted model, not a curated record.
CGUUUUGUCUUCCACUUCUUUGUUCAUAGAUUUGGGUGGUUGUAGGAAGCUCUGAACAGCAAGCCACAAGAGCCUAUCCUAGAAGGCUGGGAUGCUUUCCCCAAAACCUUGGUGGUCCCACUUGCCAUUGCCUGCUAACAUUCCUUCAGUCUGAAUCUUCUUGAGGCUCCUGGGGGCCUGAACUUACACACGAUGCUGUCUCUCCUCCGUUUUUAGUUCCAACUUGGCUGCAGUUUUUUUGUUUUUUGUUUUGUUUUGGAACCAGCCAUUCCCUGCGUAUGGUUGGUAUAUGAAGCUUUCAGGCACAACAGAGAUGGGUCAGGACCAGACAAAACAGCAGAUAGAAAAAGGACUCCAACUUUACCAGUCCAGCCAAACAGAAAAGGCUCUUCAGGUCUGGUUGAGGGUUUUGGAAAAGAGCACAGAUGCUGCUGGCAGGUUUCGAGUGCUGGGAUGUCUCAUCACUGCCCAUUCAGAGAUGGGCAGGUACAAAGAUAUGCUGAAGUUUGCAGUUGUGCAGAUUAACACAGCCCGGGAGCUGGAAGACCCCGACUACCUUACAGAGAGCUACCUGAAUCUGGCACGGAGCAAUGAGAAGCUCUGUGAAUUCCAAAAAACUAUCUCCUAUUGUAAGACCUGCCUGAGCAUGCAAGGUACUACCAUGAGCCUGCAACUGAAUGGCCAGGUCAGCCUCAGCAUGGGCAAUGCCUACCUUGGCCUCAGUAUCUUCCAGAAGGCACUGGAGUGUUUUGAGAAAGCCCUCCGCUAUGCACACAACAAUGAUGACAAGAUGCUCGAGUGCCGUGUCUGUUGCAGCUUAGGAAAUUUCUACACCCACCUCAAAGACUAUGAGAAAGCCCUGUUCUUCCCAUGUAAGGCAGCUGAGCUGGUGAACGAUUAUGGAAAGGGCUGGAGUCUCAAGUACCGUGCAAUGAGCCAGUUCUACAUGGCUGUGGCCUAUCAGAAGCUGGGGUGCCUGGCAGAUGCGAUGGAAUGCUGUGAGGAGUCAAUGAAGAUUGCUCUUCAGCAUGGCGAUCGUCCUUUGCAAGCACAAUGCCUGCUCUGCUUUGCGGAUAUCCACCGCAGCCGUGCAGAUGUACAGACAGCUUUCCCUCGCUAUGAUUCCUCCAUGAACAUCAUGACUGAGAUUGGAAACCGGCUGGGACAGAUUCAGGUGUUGCUUGGUGUGGCCAAGUGCUGGGUGAUUCAGAAGGAACUGGACAAGGCACUAGAAAGCAUUGAGAAGGCUCAUGAGUUGGCAGAGGGACUUGGCAACAAGCUUGGUCUGCUGAAGAUUCACUGCUUAUGUGAACGGAUCUAUCGCACAAAGGGGCUGCAGCAGGAGCUUCGCAACCAUGUGGUGAAGUUUCAUGAAUGCGUGGAAGAAAUGGAGCUUUACUGUGGCAUGUGUGGUGAAUCCAUCGGAGACAAGAACCACCAGCUCCAGGCACUGCCCUGCUCACAUGUCUUCCACUUAAAGUGCCUCCAGACCAACGGGACACGUGGUUGCCCCAACUGUCGGCGCUUAUCCGUUAAACCAGGAUUUGUGUGAUCUGUCGAAUCCGUGAUUUAAGAAAGCUCAUUUCAUAGGCUGUAAAAAGCAGGCCAUUGGAUCAUUUCUGGUACAUGAUAUGGAGAGGGGGAACCCAUGGUGC